CUCCUGAAUGGGGCUGGAUUUUCGUGUUGAACUUGUCGCACAUGGAAGUAUUUAUGAAGUGGCCGUCAGUGCAACUUUUCAUCACGGGGUCCUGCUGCAACCUCCGAACUGCCCGGACUCCGCUGCUUCUCUUCCCCAACAACAUCACUCCAAAUCCGGUGACUGCUUUACGAUGGCAGACGGAGGCACUCACUGUUUCUACUGCAGAGAGGACCUAGGGGGGAAGAGAUUUGUUCGAAACGAGGGCCGUCCAGUUUGUGUUCGCUGCCACACCAAGUUCUGUGCCAACACGUGCCACGAGUGCCGCCGGCCCAUCUCUGUGGAGACCAAAGAGCUGACCCAUAAGAACCGUCACUGGCAUGAGGACUGUUUCCGCUGUGCCAAAUGCUACAAGCCUUUGGCCAAAGAGCCGUUCAGCACCAAAGACGAGAGGAUCCUGUGUGGAAAGUGUUGCUCCCGAGAGGACGCACCACGCUGCAAUGGCUGCUACAAACCUAUCCUGCCUGACACAGAGAGCAUGGAGUACAAAGGGAAAUCGUGGCAUGAUGACUGCUUCACCUGCUCCAACUGUAAACGUCCAAUAGGAACUCAGAGCUUUGUCUCCAAGGAUGACAACAUCUUCUGCAGCUCUUGCCAUGACAAGAAAUUUGCCAAGCAGUGCUUCAGCUGUAAAAAGCCCAUCACCUCUGGGGGUGUGACGUACCAGGAACAGCCGUGGCACAGUCACUGCUUCGUGUGUGUGUCCUGCUCCAAACCUUUGGCCGGGACUAGCUUCACAAACCACCAGGACCAGCCCUUCUGCGUGGACUGCUACAAGAACAACGUGGCCAAGAAGUGCGCUGGCUGCAACAACCCCAUCACAGGAUUUGGAAAAGGCAUAAACGUGAUCUCAUUUGAGGGCUGCUCUUGGCACGAGUACUGCUUCAACUGUAAGAAGUGCUCCCUGAGUCUGUCCAACAAACGCUUUGUGGCUGAAGGCAAAGACAUCCUCUGCACCGACUGUGGCAACAAAUAAAACAUCUGGACCUGUCUAUAAUGAGACAAGUCAAAGAUGAUCUGAUUAUAAAUGAUUUGAUUUUACAAAGCACAUUGUUUGUUGUCAUAAAUGUUAUACUUUUGUUUUGUUAUUUCAAUAAGCCAUGAUCAUAACAAUUUGGGAGUUAUUUCUACUAUGUCUGUGUAAUCCUGCAGUUGUCCAGGAACGAUCCAUAGCAAACAAAAAAAGUCACUUCGAACUGAAGAAGCUGCUUGGAUGCGUGGCGAAACAUCUUCACUCUAAAACUCUUGUUCAGUUGACAGAAUUGAAUCUUUUGUUUGCUUUUGUCUCUAUUGUGUGUGUUUUUUUUAAAUAAACAUUUAUGCACUUUGCCAAAUCAUGUGGCUGUUAAAUGUACCUUAAAGUUUAUAUAAAGAGCAAGCUUUUGUUUUAAAACAGAAUAAACAUUUAAUAAAAAUAAUGUGUUUUGUA
Boleophthalmus pectinirostris (great blue-spotted mudskipper) is the source of this 1468-nucleotide messenger RNA. Its product is annotated as four and a half LIM domains protein 1-like. Gene Ontology annotation, biological process: muscle organ development. The record is from RefSeq and is a predicted model, not a curated record. The transcript has 6 exons. Gene Ontology annotation, molecular function: transmembrane transporter binding. Bases 8 to 1015 code for a protein of 335 amino acids. NCBI's taxonomy places the organism in Eukaryota, Metazoa, Chordata, Actinopteri, Gobiiformes, Gobiidae.